This is a messenger RNA of Balaenoptera acutorostrata (minke whale), 798 nucleotides long. Its product is annotated as olfactory receptor 11A1-like. Lineage: Eukaryota; Metazoa; Chordata; Mammalia; Artiodactyla; Balaenopteridae. Gene Ontology annotation, cellular component: membrane. The coding region runs from base 1 to 798 and encodes 265 amino acids. Gene Ontology annotation, molecular function: olfactory receptor activity; G protein-coupled receptor activity. The transcript is spliced from 2 exons. Gene Ontology annotation, biological process: G protein-coupled receptor signaling pathway. The record is from RefSeq and is a predicted model, not a curated record.
AUGGUGACUGAGUUUAUAAUACUGGGGUUUGGAGACCUCAAGGAAUUGGGUCCCUUGCUCUUCUUGGUGUUUGGCGCUGUCUACCUGGCCACCAUUUUUGGGAAUCUCCUCCUUGUCAUCCUGGUGAGCACUCAGCAGGGACUCCAGACACCAAUGUACUUCUUUCUGGCAAACCUCUCAUAUCUGGAGGUCUGUUAUACAUCGAAUAUCAUGCCCAGGUUGAGACAGAACAGAGUGAUCUCCAUGUGGCAGCUGCAUUCCAGGCUGCUAUCCAGCUUGACCUUCUAUGGCGGCAAUGAGAUUGACCACUUCUUCUGUGACUUGAAGCGUCUGCAGAAGCUCUCCUGCUCAUAUCCCCAGCUAGUCAACCUGAUCUGCAUGAGUCUAACAGCAUUGGUGACUCUGGCCCCCUUUGGACUAAUCCUAGCCUCCUACUGGAAGAUUCUUGUCACUGUCUUGCAUAUACCUUUCAUGAUUGGUAGGCAGAAGGCAUUCUCCACUUGUUCCUCUCAUCUAGUGGUUGUGACUUUGUUUUACGGGACCUUGAUGUUAGUCUAUGCUCUGCCCUUGGCUGGCCAGGUGCCAAUUCUCAACAAAAUCUUCUCCUUGCUCUAUACUGUUGUCACUCCCAUGUGUAACCGCCUUAUCUACAGCCUCAAAAACAAAGAUGUCGAGGAAGCACUGAGGAAGCUGAGGGUUUGUUCCUAUAAUGAUGAGCUUCAUUCAAUCAACCAAAAUGAUGGCAGUCUGAAGGUCAAGGCACUCUCCCCAUCCUCAGGGAACUCCCAGUCUGAUUAG